AGUGCGGGUUUCCAAGCAGACGACACUCCCCCCCCCCCCUUCUCUCAAACGUUCCUCCAUGUGAACGGCCCAGACCUGAUGUUCAUAUUUCGGUAGUUUUCGGCACAGUUGUUUUACGAUUAUAUUUGUCUUUUGUUAUGCAGGCCAGGGAGAGAAAGAAGGAAGGGGGAUAUAGGCCAACAAAACUUGGAGGGAAAAGUUUUGAAAACAGGAAUUUGAAGGCGUGAAAUUUCUGAUCAGACUCCAAAGUUUCUUCUCUAGAAAACUUUUGAAUAAAAAAAAAAAGUCAAACCAGAGACUGGACUGUCGUCUGCUAUAACGGGGAUUACCCGCUCAGAGACCAAUCAUUUUUGUGAUAUAAUUUGGAGUUGUGAAAUUUGAUUUCUGGAUUAAUUCAAUUACUUCUGUUUCUUGUGUAUUUCACCAACAAGCUUUCGGAUUUCCCAGAAUCUCUAGUUUGUUUCCAGGAUCAUAAUGAGGACGAAGACGGUUCUGAUCUUUUGGAAUCUGGUGAUUGUGAGUGUGCUAGUGUUUCCCACAUCAGGCAACGAAAGAGAUGAAAACUGUAUUGAAACCAUGUCCACAUGUCAACCGGAAAGAGAAAAAUUGUCGUCUGCUAGCCUAACCAAUAAGACUAUUGAAUUAUGCAGUGCUCUUCAAGUCUAUUCUGACUGCAUGACGCCCCGGGUAGACGAAUGUCCAGGCGAGGCCAUGAGAGCGUUCAGCGUGGUCAUCUCCACUUAUACCAGGGAACCCUACAACUGCCAUCUCCGGGGCAGCCAGCACCCAGAAACAGCCAAAGAGGAAUCAAAGAAACAAGAUUCAAACGCCAUCAACCCAUCAGCCCAUGGAGCAGAUGAUGACAAUCAUUCUCAGCAAGAACCUUACGCAGUGGACGUGCUUGAACCCAUACCCAAGGAGGCUGAAACAAGUCAUGGUGGCGCAGAUGAAACAGUCACAAGGACCACCACAGCCGCACACAUUGGUCCCACCAAGAAAGCCUUUAGCCCCUCCAACAGUGCUGCACGCACCUCACUGACAAUUUUUGUAACAGUUAUUUCUUUCCUACAUUUGUUCUUGUAUUGCUGAUUAGAUUUUUUUUUUUCAAUUUCUUGCUGGUGAGUGUUCAUUGUUUUUAUUUACAAUAAUGUUUUUUUUUUUAUUUGAUAUUAUGUAUGAUUAAGUUUGUUUAUAGUUUGUAUUUAGUACAAAAUAAAAUGUAUGUUUAAUAGAAUGCAGUCAACAUCUAUAACAUAUGUGAUGACGGCCCAUGGAGAACAAGGAGAUUGAGUGACAUUAUUUCCAGAUCUGAACGCAAUGAAACUUUCAAAGGUUGAAAUGAAAUUGUAAAAAGUAAGCAGGCAAAAAGUCAUGCCAUUUUGCAAUAAGUUAAGUUAGCCACGGGAAAUAAUGCAUUCCUCAUAAAUCUUUGGACUUGAAGACAAUCCUUAUAAUUAUUAUUAUUAUUAUGUAUAAAUUGGUAGACAAUAAUUGUUUCAAAAGCCACAAACUGUUUCUUUAAUAAAACCUGUAUAGAAACACAUUGUAAUAUUGACUUUUGAGCAUUUCGAGCUAUUUAAUCUAAAUAUCAUUUCAUUUGGACUUAAAUACAGUUUUACAUUAUUUUUGCUUUAGCUAGUUCUUUGUGCCACUCUAUGGAUCAUCAUCUAAUGAAAUAAACUGAAAGGAUUAGGCUAGAGAGACAACGCAUGACUUAGACAACUAAUAAUAUUAAUAAACUCAAACAUUCCAUCAAUUUAUCGACAUAAUUCCACAAACUCAAUUUGUUCGCAAUGAUAUCAGCUUUCAAUAUUAUACAUCUUUUGGAACACCAUUUUAAUAAAGAUAAAAUGAAAACAAAACCCAGCACGAGUCCAAGCUAGAUCCUUUUUCUAUUGAAUGUAUUUUCAAAUAUUUGUACCCCAACAAUGAAAACCAGUUAUAGUGUACUAGGUGGGGACAUUUGUUUACCGCUGAUGAAUGCCAAAAAUUGUUCUUACAAUUAGCUUAAAUCUUGUUCUGACAAUCAGCUUAAAAGUUGUUCUUACAGUCAGCUUACUUAACAACAUACCAAAAGUACAUAUUUUUUUUUAGGAAAAAUAUUUCUUUCAUACUUUAAAACAAAUAUCAAAUUAUUUCUAAACCGAAGCAGGACGUUUUGGCGCGAGCCGUUUUGGCGACGGGACGUUUCGGCGCGAAAUACGUUAUGUACGUUUAUUGUAUUAUUUCUUUUAAAAGAAUUAUUCAUAUCUAUGUUUUGCAUGAGUGUUUGUGUUAAGACAUAUUUUUCACGUACUAAAUGUAAAUGUUUGUUUGUUUUUCACAUCAUUUUCUUUAAUAAACAUUUUGUGUAUGUGUGUUUAUUAAGAGGCACACUUUUAUUUUCAAAAAAAGUUUUUUAAGAUAUUACUUUAAAAUUAAAAACAAAAUGAAACGAUGAUAGACUAAAAAUUGAUGCAAUUAUUUGUUUACAUUAACAUUGGUUUAUUUAAUGACUGUAUGGUAUCUCCAGCUAUACAUACCAAACACUUGCUAAUAAUAAGUAAAAAUAUAAUGCAUGUACCAUGUUUCUCAAAAUACUAAGUUAAGUAUACAUAGACACCAUGGUUAUUUGCCUCAGUCGCUGGAAUUCAAGGGUUCAUUAAAAAAAAGCUAAGUGCUUAUUAAAUUAUCGUCAAAUGAUAUCUCGCGCCAAAACGUCCCGUCGCCAAAAGGGCUCGCGCCAAAACGUCCCGUCGCCAAAACGGCGGGGCAAAACGGCGGCGCCAAAACGUCACGUACUGUUUCUAAACAUAUUUAGUUGAUCAAUAAUGAGAAUAAUGAACACGAAUGAAAUGACUAGUAAACAAAUGGGGUUUCUACAAUACUAUUUGAUAUUACUGAAGGCAAAAAUGAAAGAAAGGAAAGGAUUAGACCCACACUUGAAUCUUUAAAAAUGAAACAUAGGCAAUGAUAUGACCCUUCUAAAAAAGCUGCUGAAUACUAUCAGAGCCCAAAGUUUUAUUGUUUAUUUGUCAGAAAUACCAUAACUCUCACUUACACUUAAAUUUUUUGCUGCCCCUAACUUUUUGCCUGUUUUGGGGGUGGGGACACAACUUUUGCCUAGCAACAUGGAUGUGUUAGUGCUGCAGUAAAGCAGAAUCAACAACUUAUCACAAGAUCACUGCAAUGAUUUCCAACAUUAAAAUUUAGUAGUGGCUAAUGAAGACACUUCUAUGGGGUGUUCAACAGUGAUUGGUAGACCAUAUGUGUUAGGUCUGCAGUGGUUGCCCUAAGAUUUAGCACAAUCUGUGAAAGUUAACAUUCAUUUUAACAACCAAAAAAAAACUUUUUUUUAAAAGAACCUUCAAUUUAAAACACAUUUUUAAAGAUCUAGAAUGGUGGCCAACAAGUCUAAUGCUUGCAUCUCAACUUAAUUACCUUUUCUAGCGAUUGAGAAGCAUGAGAAAGUCAAAAGAUAUGAGAGUUUUAAGUUUCCCCAGCAUUUUAUUCCACACUUUGUAUAUCCACUUAGAAGUGCUCAUUUAAAUAUGUACAUUAUGGAAGAUAAAGAAAUGAAUAUUAUAUUUGCAGUUAUUUUGACAUGUACAUUUUGAUUUCUUUUUGAUGUUGAAAACAAAAGCCAUAAAGAGGUGCUGAGUUGUUUUUUUAAACAAGUCUUUUGUAUUUGAACUGAUAGCUAUUAAUUCUACCAUCACAUUACCUCAUUCCUCUCGAUUAAUGUUUGUAACAGAAAACUUUGACUUGGACUUCAAUGUUGGUUUCAUUAAACAAAAAAGUAUUUAGUACUA
Biomphalaria glabrata is the source of this 3791-nucleotide messenger RNA. RefSeq lists its product as uncharacterized. The record is from RefSeq and is a predicted model, not a curated record. Lineage: Eukaryota; Metazoa; Mollusca; Gastropoda; Planorbidae. The transcript is spliced from 4 exons. The coding region runs from base 475 to 1089 and encodes 204 amino acids.